Molecule: messenger RNA, 1018 nt
Organism: Bombyx mandarina (wild silkworm)
Lineage: Eukaryota; Metazoa; Arthropoda; Insecta; Lepidoptera; Bombycidae
Source: RefSeq, a predicted model, not a curated record
GAGACUACACGCGUCUAUUUUACAGACUUUAAAUCCAAUAAUACUUUUAAAAUGCCGUCUUGUGUUAUGAGAUACUGUAGGAGCCAUUCAAGAAAAUCGAACAGAGGUAGUGGAGUAUCAUUUCAUCGGUUCCUCAAACCGGAUCAGAAGAAUAGAGAUUUAUGGAUACAAUUCGUUCGAAAUGACAGAAGAGAAGAGACGUGGUAUCCAUCGGAUCAUUCCUGUGUUUGCUCGUUACAUUUCAAAGAAGAAGACAAAUACGUAUCGGAUAAUGGAAGGAUAUUUUUAAAACCCAAUGCUGUACCAAGCUUAAACUCCAAUCCAGUGAAGCCAGAAUUUGUCAAUCGCGAUCCUGUUACAAUACCAAAUGCAGAUCCAAACGUUAUACACGUUCCUGAGUCAAUAACGGAUCCAUUAGCCGAGUCCUUGGAGCCAUUAGUCGAACCAGAAGUUAGUAAUGCAGUCACCUCCGCGGAAUUCUAUUUGAGAAAACGUUUGUUCACCGAAAUGAAAGCAAAGAAACAUCUUUCGAACAGCCUGAAGCAAGUUCGACGCCAAAACAGAUACUUGACCGAAAAAUGUAAAACAUACCAGCAGAUGAUAGAGACUUUGAAACAAGAGAUCGAAAUGAAAUACGCUAAUAUGACGGUCAAACCAGAACCCGCCGACGACUAACGCAGACGUAUGACGAAAAAUCGAUACGUUUUCAAUUCGAUGUCUCAAUUCGAUAAGAGGAAAACAAAGAACGUAGGUAAUCGAAAACAACGCGUAUCGAAUGGGUACUAUUUACGUAAUAAAUCGCAUCAUUUGUCGCCGCACUAAUGUUGGCUGUUUAUUGAACAAAUUGCCCGGGGCCAGAUCAGCGCUGACGUUUAAAUCAUUCUUAAUGGAGCACGUUUCCAAAAGCAACGCGUAGAGAUCUGUACCACAGACUUGAGAAUGUCGAGUAAUUCUCAGAAAUAAAAAAUUGACAUUUUUAUAAGGAUGCACUAUUAAAAACUCAAAUAAAUUUGAUCUA